This is a messenger RNA of Paramecium pentaurelia, 724 nucleotides long. NCBI's taxonomy places the organism in Eukaryota, Ciliophora, Oligohymenophorea, Peniculida, Parameciidae. The record is from the annotation of a GenBank genome assembly.
AUGAAUAAUAAUAUUGAAUAAAAGUCUUAAUUUUAAAUUCUCUAGUUUUUUGAAUAUUAAAAUUCAAUCCAAAAUGAGAUCGAAAAAUCUAAAAAGAUCUUGUAAACUAUAUUAGAUUAGAAAAGGAAAUUGUAUAAUGAUAAAAUACUAUAACAAAAAGAAGUUUAAAUGUAAUAAUAAUAAUAAAUUGAUUAAUAUAAGAAAGUGAUUGAGGAAUAAUAAUAAAAAUUAAAAUCAAAAGGCAAUAAAGAGAAUAUUUAAACAUAACUUGGUUAAUUGAUUUCAUAUCAAUAAGAGUAAAACUAAAAGAUUGAAACACUUAUUGAAUAAUCUUGCAAUGAAAAUUCAAAUUAUAUAAAGUUAUAAGAGAAACUCAUUAGUAUUAAUUGUUUAUUGAAUCAUUAGAAUGUUAAAAUGAUAUUAAUUAUUUAAAGGAGGAAAAAGAAAUGAAAGAGAAAUUAAUAAUUUAAUUAUAGUAAAUAACAGGUGUGUAUUUAGAAUAUGAUUAUCAUUAAAAGAUUCUUGAUAUUCAAUUGGAAUAUAAUUAGAAUAUUCAUAUUCAAAUAAAAUUAGAAGAUAAAUUAAGAAGUAAAUAAUUUUAAAUACUAUAAAUUUAGUUCAUACAAUAACUCCUAAAAAUGAACAUUUUUACUAAUUAAUUAAGGAAUUCAAUUAAGAUAAUUAAUUGGAUAAACUUAUAUAAAAGAUUUAAUCAUUUAAUUGA